UUUCACUGCCAUGGUCGCCACUGCUCAGAAUCGCCAAACUUUCAUCUCAUCAGUGAUCACAUUUCUGCGUCAGUAUGGGUUUGAUGGGCUUGACUUUGAUUGGGAAUAUCCUGGCUCCAGAGGAAGCCCCCCUCAGGACAAAGCACUCUUCACCACUUUGGUUCAGGAAAUGAGAGCAGCCUUUGAGACAGAAGCUUCUCAAACCAACAAACCAAGACUCAUGGUGACUGCUGCCGUAGCAGGCGGUAUCUCCAACAUUCAGUCAGGAUACCAGAUCCCACAGCUCGCUCAGGCUUUGGAUUACUUCCAUGUGAUGACUUACGACUUGCAUGGUUCAUGGGAAGGAUACACUGGAGAGAACAGCCCUCUGUAUUCUAACCCUUCUGCCACUGGCAUGAACGCCUACCUGAAUGUGGAUUACGUCAUGAACUACUGGCUGAACAAUGGUGCACCAGCUUCAAAACUCAUUGUUGGCUUCCCAACCUAUGGGCACACUUUCAUCCUGAGCAAUCCAUCUAACACUGGCAUUGGUGCCCCUACAUCUGGUGCUGGACCUUCUGGACCUUACUCCAGGCAGUCUGGAUUCUGGGCUUACUAUGAAAUCUGUACCUUCCUGAAGAACGGCGCUACUAAUGUUUGGUCCUCUGUUGAAGAUGUCCCCUAUGCCUACCAAGGAAAUGAGUGGUUGGGAUAUGAUAAUCAGAAGAGCUUCCAGACAAAGGCUCAGUGGCUGAUGCAGAAUAACUUUGCUGGUGCUAUGGUUUGGGCUCUUGAUCUGGAUGAUUUCACUGGUACAUUCUGUAACCAAGGCAAAUAUCCACUGAUCUCCACACUGAAGAGCACUCUUGGUGUACAGGCUUCUGGAUGCACUCCUCCUGCUUCUCCUGUUGCUCCAAUUACUGCUGCCCCAGCCACUGUGCCCAGUGGAAGUGGGUCUGGAAGCGGUGGUUCCAGCAGCGGCUCUGGUAGUAGCUCAGGAGGCAGUGGAUUCUGUGCCGGCAAAGCCAGUGGCCUUUACCCAGUGGCUAAUAACAAGAAUGCUUUCUGGCAUUGCUUAAAUGGUAUCACCUAUGAGCAGUAUUGCCAGAGUGGCCUUGUCUUUGACCCUAGCUGUGAGUGUUGCAACUGGGCAUAGACUGAGACUGAACUUAUGAAGAGCUGAAAUACUUAAUUACUCAGAUAACAUGGAGAACACCUUACUGAUUUAAGU
Messenger RNA from Pseudophryne corroboree (corroboree frog), 1210 nucleotides. Its product is annotated as acidic mammalian chitinase-like. The transcript is spliced from 7 exons. Gene Ontology annotation, cellular component: extracellular region. Gene Ontology annotation, molecular function: chitinase activity; chitin binding. Lineage: Eukaryota; Metazoa; Chordata; Amphibia; Anura; Myobatrachidae. Gene Ontology annotation, biological process: carbohydrate metabolic process; chitin catabolic process. Bases 11 to 1135 code for a protein of 374 amino acids. The record is from RefSeq and is a predicted model, not a curated record.